ACUGGUCACACUGACUGUAUGAAUUUGACAAUUGUUAACAAUUUUCCAUCCAAACAGGAUUUGCGUUUGCUAAGGAAAAUAAGAUGCUGACACAGACAAUUCUGAAUGGAGUGCGUGUGCUCCGCACUGAGGCACGCCGCAACAUUGCUAUUGUGGCACCAGCCCUGAACAAGGCAUCCGAUCCCAUCCAGCAAUUGUUUUUGGACAAGGUUCGCGACUACAAGCAGAAGAGUUCUGGUGGCAAAUUGGUUGACUCCAAUCCAGAAAUCGAGCGUGAGCUGAAGAACGAACUGGAGCGCGUGGCCAAGCAAUUUGGCAGCGAUGGCAAGACCGAUAUGCUGAAAUUCCCCGAAUUCAAGUUCCCCGAAGUCAAGGUUGAUCCAAUUAGCCAGGGCACCGCAUAAGUAUGUUUAAGUUCUCCGUAUCACAGCUUGCUACAGAAUCGAUCCCGCACGAUUUCAACAACAAAUAAAACUCGUUAAAAACAAGCAAA
This is a messenger RNA of Drosophila willistoni, 493 nucleotides long. RefSeq names its product ATP synthase-coupling factor 6, mitochondrial (gene ATPsynCF6). The transcript has 3 exons. The coding region runs from base 84 to 404 and encodes 106 amino acids. Gene Ontology annotation, molecular function: proton transmembrane transporter activity. NCBI's taxonomy places the organism in Eukaryota, Metazoa, Arthropoda, Insecta, Diptera, Drosophilidae. The record is from RefSeq and is a predicted model, not a curated record. Gene Ontology annotation, biological process: proton motive force-driven ATP synthesis.